GGCUUUCUGUUUUGAUUCUUCAUAUUUAUUGCUAUUUUACUCGUGUCGUAUUUUUCUUUAGAGAUGCCAUGUUGCUGAUUUGGUUGAUUUGUGAAGAUGAACAAUUGCUUGGCUGACAAAUGGUUUCAAGGAUAACAUAUUCCAGAAGACCAUUAACAUAAAAAGGAUUUUCCUAAUUUCAUGGACGUAUUGCAGAAACUAUAAAGAAAUCCGAUCCAUUGGAGGCGCAGUGUGUGUGCUGUAUUUAUUUGUAAACAAAAACAAAGAAAAGGGCAAAAAGAUGAGUAACACCAUUCCAAGCUCUCCUCUAAAUCCUAGUCAAAAACGACGUAUUGUUAAGGCACAAGAAUUUGAAGUAAUAUGUGAUUUUAUUGACCGAUAUAAAGGAUUAGCUAUUGACUGUGAAAUUGAGUUAUUGCAACAAUUUCCACAAUUUGAAAAACUAACAUUGAAAAGCAUUUUAGAAACAAUAUUUACAAAUCGUAUGCGUAAUCAAUAUUGGCGUUAUGAUGCCAAUGCAAAAACAUAUUUAAAAAUGUAUGAAGAACGUUGUCAAUCAUCAUAUCCAAUGGAUCGAAGUAUAUUACUGAACAUUGCCCGAGAAUGUGAUAUGGGACCUGUUAUGAUGUGUCGUUCUCUGUUAAAGGUUAAAUAUAAAAUUACAAAUAAAGUCGAGUUGACCCAGCUAAUACGUUCACCACAUCUAAUCGAUGAUCCAAUGCUAUCCGCAAAUGUUGCUCAGUGUAUUUGUAGUGAUUCCACAGAUGGGCCUCUAAUUGAUUUAAAACGUCGAGUUCUUGGAGAGGAAUAUGAAUUUCGGUUAAAACAAAUGGCCACACAAGCAGGAAUGCACUUUUAUGACGAAAAUGAUCUCAGACGAUUGGGAUAUGAUAAAACACCCGACAUUAAAAUGCUACUACCGUUUCUCUAUAAAGGAGAAAUAAUAAAUUGGAUUGAGAGUAAGGCAAAUUUUGGUUGCAUAAAAACCCACAAAACUUAUAUACAACAACAAUUGAGUAGUUAUUGUAACAGAUUUGGUCCCGGCAUUGUGAUCUAUUGGUUUGGUUACCACGAAGAUACAGCCACAUUAACACAAAAUGCUUUAGGUAUUACAGUCCUUGAUGAUUUUCCUGCCAAAGAAGAUAUUCAAUUGUUAGAUUUAAGCGAAGCCUGUGAAUCUUAUGAUACAUCAACUGAAAGCAUACAGAUCACAUGAUAUUUAAAAAAUUACGCCUUGGAAACGAGUUGCCUAUGUCAAAGAAUACCACUUCAUUUAGUUAGAAUACUCAUUUGACUUGUUUGUAGUUUUAUAAUUAACAUACAAACGAAACAUUUGUUACUUACAUAAAGUUAAAAAACGAUUCUCAUUCUAAAAUUAAAAACAAAUUGUUAGGCAUACAGAAAUGUAUCACGAAAGGAAAAUAUAUGUGUAUAUUAAAAAAAUCUUUUUUUAUUUUAUUUUUUAAGAUCAAUAAUAAAGUCGACUACUUUUUUAUGUAAA
Musca domestica (house fly) is the source of this 1501-nucleotide messenger RNA. RefSeq names its product CDAN1-interacting nuclease 1. The transcript has 5 exons. Lineage: Eukaryota; Metazoa; Arthropoda; Insecta; Diptera; Muscidae. The record is from RefSeq and is a predicted model, not a curated record. The coding region runs from base 281 to 1216 and encodes 311 amino acids.